AUAGAACCCAAAGUGCGCCGCAGAAUCCCCUUCCAUGCUGUAAAUCAAAAGCCUAUCUGCCUUUUUUGCAGGGUGGGACAACCACAGUUAAAAAAUAUUGUAUUCAAGGUUCACUGCUUGGGAGUUUCACUUCAUAAGCGAUAAGAAAACGUCUUCAGGCUGACAAACAGUCUCAAACUCAGAAGAAAAAGAGCAACGUAUAAGGAGCCAGAGUCAGGGGAUGGAUUACAAUUAUGAUGAAGAUUUGGACGAGCUGUGUCCUGUGUGCGGGGACAAAGUAUCCGGAUAUCACUAUGGACUGUUGACUUGCGAGAGCUGCAAGGGUUUCUUUAAGAGAACUGUCCAGAACAACAAGCGCUAUACUUGCACAGAGAACCAGAGCUGCAAAAUAGACAAGACCCAAAGGAAGAGAUGUCCAUACUGUCGCUUUCAGAAAUGUCUCAACGUAGGGAUGAGACUGGAAGCUGUUCGUGCUGACCGUAUGAGGGGAGGGCGCAACAAGUUUGGACCAAUGUAUAAAAGAGACCGAGCAUUAAAACAACAGAAGAAAGCCUUGAUCCGUGCGAAUGGUAUAAAACUAGAGACUGUCCCACAGAUAGUGUCCCCAGCUCACAGUGACUAUGCUGUCUCUACCAACAUCCACACUAUCCACCCUGUGACUAAAAACCUCCCUCCUAACCCUGCCCCAAUGACACCUGUUGAAUAUGACAGAGGGCCUUACGGACCCCCACCGCUUGGAAUGACUAUGCCCAACCAUACGCCUCUGUCAAGCUAUCAAUACUCCAACUUCCAAAGCCGUACUAUUAAAUCUGAAUACCCUGAUCACUACACAAAUAUCCAUGAUCCCACCACAGUGGGAACCUAUGUGUAUCCUGAGGCCUACCCCAGCAGCUCUCCACCAGAUAUCCCUGAGGUGAUCCUUAAGCUGCUUCAACUGGAGCCCGAUGAGUCUCAAGUAAAGGCCCGGAUACUAUCUUGUCUACAGCAGGAACAGAGCAAAGGUCGGCAUGAAAAGCUCAAUAUGUUUGGCCUGAUGUGUAAGAUGGCUGAUCAGACUCUAUUCUCCAUUGUAGAGUGGGCACGGAGCUGUAUUUACUUUAAGGAGCUAGAGGUCAGUGACCAGAUGAUCUUGCUGCAGAACUGCUGGAGUGAACUCUUGGUGUUUGACCAUAUUUACAGGCAGAUGCAACACAGCAAGGAGAAUAGCAUCCUUCUAGUAACUGGCCAAGAGAUUGAGGUGUCUGCUAUAUCAUCCCAAGCUGGUUCCACUCUAAACAACUUGAUUCUAAGAGCGCAGGAACUGGUGAUUUUCCUACAUUCUCUGCAGGUGGACAGACAAGAGUUUGUGUGCCUGAAAUUCCUCAUACUGUUUAGCCUGGACGAAAAGUUUCUGGAAAACCACAGCCUAGCAAAGAGUGCCCAGGAGAAAGUCAGUACUGCCCUUCUGGAAUACACAAUGUGCCACUAUCCUCACUGUACGGACAAGUACCGCUCGCUCUUGCUAAGGUUAGCCGAAAUCCGCUCGAUCAGCAUGCAAGCCGAGGAGUACCUGUACCAUAAGCACCUUAGUGGGGAAGUCCCCUGCAACAACUUGCUAAUUGAAAUGCUUCACGCCAAGCGGGCUUGAGCAGUAUCAUCGAGAAGUGACUUUAAUAGCCUUCUGAAGAUGGUUUAAAGCCAGCAAACCAAAUGAAGACAUUCUUUUUUUUUUUUUUGGUUUUUCAAUGCUGCCUGUCCAUAAAAAAAAAUCUUGGUGAUGUAUUUAACCUAUAGUAUUGGAAAGUUUCAGAUUUAUUUUAAUAUAACUGUGGCUCUUUACUGAGUGUUAUUAUAUAUAUGUGAUUACCUUUUAA
Messenger RNA from Xenopus tropicalis (tropical clawed frog), 1853 nucleotides. RefSeq names its product nuclear receptor subfamily 5 group A member 1 (gene nr5a1). Gene Ontology annotation, molecular function: DNA binding; zinc ion binding; nuclear receptor activity. Lineage: Eukaryota; Metazoa; Chordata; Amphibia; Anura; Pipidae. The record is from RefSeq and is a predicted model, not a curated record. Gene Ontology annotation, cellular component: nucleus. Bases 221 to 1627 code for a protein of 468 amino acids. The transcript is spliced from 7 exons. Gene Ontology annotation, biological process: regulation of DNA-templated transcription; DNA-templated transcription; intracellular receptor signaling pathway.